Molecule: messenger RNA, 5106 nt
Organism: Thlaspi arvense
Lineage: Eukaryota; Viridiplantae; Streptophyta; Magnoliopsida; Brassicales; Brassicaceae
Source: the annotation of a GenBank genome assembly
AUGGAGAUGGGUUCUGAUGGAGAGGAUCAGAUCAGGAGCGUUGCUGCUGAUGGUGGUGGCAGUAAUAAGAAGAAGAAGAAGAUUGACAAUUCCAAUUCCAGUUCCAAGGACGCUCUCUCCAAGCCUAAGCGCCAGAUGAAAACUCCCUUUCAGCUCGAAACCCUCGAGAAAGUCUAUGCAGAGGAAACGUAUCCAUCGGAGGCGACGAGGGCUGAGUUAUCUGAGAAAUUGGAUUUGUCAGAUCGACAGUUACAGAUGUGGUUCUGCCACAGGCGGCUAAAGGACAAGAAGGAUGGCCAGACCAAGAAACCUACCAAACCAGCGUCGGUCCAACCGGCUGCUGCUGCUGCGGCUGCUUUUUCGUCGGUUAACGAUUUACCGGGUGCUGGAUCGGUUCCUGAAGUUGAUUCCAGAUCUGGUUCUGGCUCUGGCUCAGGCUGCAGCCCUUACUCGGAGUCAAGGAGGAACUUUGCGAGUGGAAGUAGCAGUUCUCGAGCCGAAUUGGAUGGUUACGAGACAAUGGGCAAGGCAGGGUACGAGCCAAGGUUGUCUAUGAUGGUUCGUAGAGCCAUUGUCUGCAUUGAGGCUCAGUUAGGAGAACCGUUGAGAGAUGAUGGACCGAUUCUUGGUAUGGAGUUUGAUCCGUUGCCUCCUGGUGCAUUUGGAACACCCAUAGCAAUGCAGAAGCACCAGGCUCAUAUAUAUAAGAGCAAAAUGUAUGAGCCACAUGAUGCCCGAUCUCGAAGACCUCUGGAUGAUCCGUCUUCCUUUACGCCUGAGAUGUAUGGACGACACUCUGAAAGUCAUGCACGUGGCAUGGACUACGAGAGUGCACGUUCCAAGAGUUCACCAUUUAUGCACGGGAACGGGCCUUUAUCAAGGUCAUAUGGUACCCAUGGAAGUGCUUCUCGUAACUGUUCUACAUCUCAACAAGACAUGCCUAGCCCCAUUGCUCCAUCAGCUCAUGGUGAUAGUUACCUGAUGGAGAGAGACUCAUCUGUCCUCCGGACAGAAGACCCGUAUUUGUUGUCCGACGGGGUGCAUAGGAAGGGAAAGAUUAACGAUGGUAGACUUGGAAGAGGGAGUGAAAACCGAGAGAACCGUGGACAAAAAGAUGUUGAGAAGCUAGAGAUUCAGAGGAAAAGGAAUGAAGAACGCAUGAGAAAAGAGAUGGAAAGGCAUGAGCGUGAGAGGCGUAAAGAAGAAGAGAGGUUGAUGCGUGAAAGAGUCAAAGAGGAGGAGAGGGUACAGCGUGAGCAGCGACGUGAAAUGGAAAGAAGAGAGAAGUUCUUGCAGAGAGAAUGUGAACGGGCGGAGAAAAAGAAGCAAAAAGAGGAGAUUCGUCGGGAGAAAGACGCUAUUAGACGCAAAAUUGCCGUUGAGAAGGCAACUGCACGUAGAAUUGCUAAGGAGUCUAUGGACCUAAUUGAAGAUGAGCAGCUAGAAUUGAUGGAAUUGGCUGCUAUUAGCAAAGGAUUGCCCUCGGUACUACAGCUUGAUCAUGACACAUUGCAAAACCUUGAACUUUAUAGAGAUUCUCUGAGCACAUUUCCACCAAAGGCUUUGCAACUGAAAAUGCCGUUUACCAUUUCUCCAUGGAAGGAUUCCGAGGAAAAUGUUGGAAACCUUCUAAUGGUUUGGAGAUUCCUAACAUCAUUUUCUGAUGUUCUCGACCUAUGGCCUUUUACCCUGGAUGAGUUUAUUCAGGCUUUUCAUGACUAUGACUCAAGGUUGCUGGGGGAGAUACAUGUUACUCUUCUGAGAUCAAUAAUACGAGAUGUUGAAGAUGUUGCUAGAACACCUUUUAGUGGAAUUGGAAAUAACCAAUAUACUACAGCCAAUCCCGAGGGUGGACAUCCGCAGAUUGUUGAAGGGGCUUAUGCAUGGGGCUUUGACAUCCGCAGCUGGAAAAAGCAUUUGAACCCACUGACAUGGCCUGAAAUACUGCGACAAUUGGCACUCUCUGCUGGUUUGGGUCCUAAGCUGAAGAAAAAAAAUUCCCGAAUGAAUCAUGCUGGUGACAGGGAUGAGGCUAAAGGCUGUGACGAUAUCAUUUCUUCUAUUCGCAAUGGUUCAGCAGCUGAAAGUGCUUUUGCAUCAAUGCGGGAGAAAGGGUUACUGGCUCCACGCAAGUCGAGGCAUCGGUUGACACCUGGGACUGUCAAAUUUGCAGCCUUUCAUGUUCUUUCUCUUGAGGGAAGCAAGGGACUGACAGUAUUAGAACUUGCCGACAAGAUUCAGAAAUCCGGACUUCGGGACCUGACAACAAGCAAGACGCCAGAGGCUUCUAUCUCUGUUGCAUUGACAAGAGAUGUGAAGCUCUUCGAAAGAAUAGCUCCUUCGACUUAUUGUGUACGAGCUCCUUACGUGAAGGAUCCUGCGGAUGGAGAGGCAAUACUUGCAGAUGCUAGGAAGAAGAUAAGGGCAUUUGAGAAUGGAUUUGCAGGCGCAGAAGAUGUGAAUGAUCUUGAAAGAGAUGAAGAGUUUGAAUGUGAUAUUGAUGAGGAUCCUGAGGUUGAUGAUAUAGCCACUAUGGCAAGUGCCUCAAAAAGUGCCGAUCUAGUUGAAGCGAAUGGUUUGUCUGGAAAGGGAGGAGAUGCUAUGUUCUGUGAUGUUAAAGCAGAUGUAAAGAGUGAGGUUGAGAAGGGGUUCCCUUCUCCUCCUCCAAGCAGUAUUAAGAGCCAUAGUGAGCAGCGUAAAGAUACAGCGGUUUCCUGCGUGGAUAAUAAUAAUGCUGUGGUUGAAGAUAGCAACCAGGGCCAAUCAUGGAUUCAAGGUCUUACAGAAGGGGAUUACUGUCAUCUAAGUAUUGAAGAGCGUCUUGAUGCCCUUGUUGCUUUAGUUGGUAUCGCCAAUGAAGGAAAUUCCAUCAGAGCUAGUCUUGAGGAUCGUAUGGAAGCAGCAAAUUCUCUUAAAAAGCAAAUGUGGGCUGAAGCACAGUUAGAUAACAGCUGCAUGAGAGAUGUACUUAAGCUUGAUUUUCAAAACUUAUCAAGCAGCAAGACCGAAACAACAAUGGGUCUACAAAUCAUUCAAAGCUCGAACCUUGAGAUGGAUAGUUUCGACAGAGACCCUUCUCAGCUUAUAGAUGAAACGAAGACCCUGGAAGUUGUUUCAAAUGAUCCUCAUAAAUCAUCUGCUGAGACGGCCUUUAUUAACCAAGAGGCCAAUAUAAGCCAAGAAAACUGUUCUUCUCAACAUGGAUAUGCUUCAAAGAGAUCACGCUCACAAUUAAAAUCGUAUAUAGGCCACAAAGCAGAAGAUGUGUAUUCAUACCGAUCUUUGCCGCUUGGACAAGAUCGGCGCCACAAUCGUUACUGGCAUUUUGCUGCAUCAGCAUCUAAAAGUGAGCCUUGCUCGGGGCUUUUAUUUGUUGAGCUCCAUGAUGGAAAGUGGCGCCUCAUUGAUUCUGAAGAGGCUUUUGACACUCUGGUUGCAUCACUAGAUAUGCGUGGGAUCAGAGAAUCCCAUUUACGCAUAAUGUUGCAGAAGAUUGAGGGGUCAUUCAAAGAGAAUGCUUGUAAGAACAUAAAUCUAUCUAGAAACUCUCUCUCGGAGGAAAAGAGUGCUCUGAAUCAUUCUCCUACGGAUUCGGUGAGCCCAUCCAGUGCUAUAUCGGGGUCAAACUCUGAUUCAAUGGAAACUUCAACGUCUAUUAGAGUUGAGCUGGGGAGAAACGACAGGGAGAAGGGGAAUAUAUCGAAACGGUUCCAUGAUUUCCAGAGAUGGAUGUGGAGCGUGACGUACAGUUCACUACCUUCUUGUGCUAGGAAAUACGGGAUAAAGAGAUGUGAACUGUUAGCAACAUGUGAAGCGUGUGCUGCGUCUUAUUUGUCUGAGUACACACACUGCACUUCUUGUCACCAGAGAUUGGACAUGGUUGGUAGUUCAGAGAGAAAGAUAUUAGAUUCAGGUUUGACUGCGUCUCCUAUUCCUUUUGGAGUCAGGUUGCUCAAAGCACUACUUGUUUUUCUUGAGGCUUCUAUUCCAGAUGAAGCUCUUGAAUCAUUUUGGACAGAGGACAAAAGAAAAGUUUGGGGGCUUAGGGUGAAUGCUUCAUCAUCACCUGAAGAACUUUUGCAGGUCUUGACUUCCUUAGAGAGUGCAGUCAAGAAAGAAUCUUUGUCAUCCAAUUUUGUAUCGGCAAAGGAGCUCUUGGGAGCUGCUGAUGCUGAUGAUCCGGCAUCAGUGGACGUUUUUCCAUGGAUACCAAAGACAGUAUCAGCGGUCGCUUUGAGACUUUCAGAUGUUGAUGCAUCCAUUAUGUAUGUGAAGCCAGAGAAACCUGAGCUAAUCCCAGAAGAUGAGAACGAGCAGAUUGGCCUUUUCCCUGGAAACUCUCUGUUGAAAGGCAAAGGACCCAAAGAGCAAGAAGAGCAAGACGAGGUUGUUCCAAACGCGGGUAAAAGAAGUAAUAAAAGACGAGUAAGCUUUGGUUCUGGAUCAAACAGAAAGGUGAAGAGGAAGAAAGCUCAAGUGGGUCCUAACAGAUUUGUCGCUGGUAGGAGCAGUGUUGCGGUCGAUAGGAACUUAACGAGCGUUGAGUUGGUGAACCAUCAAGUCCCUGGAAGAGGAAAGAGGACGGUUAGAAAAAGACCAGAGAGGAACGAUGAGGACAAUUACCGCUUAGUCAGCAGAAUGGCUGACAUUGUUAGGCCUAAAAGCGAAGAAGUUGAAGAGGAAGACGAGGAAGAAGAGGAAGAAGAGGAGCAGACGUUCAGAGACAUUGAUGAAGAUUGGGCAGGUGAAACUCCUAGAGAGAUGGACGAAGACUGGGCCAGUGGAACACCUAAUAGAAUGAUGACGCCGAUGCAAGUGGAUGAUGAGAGUGACAACAGUGUAGGAGUUGAAUCAGAGGAGGAGGAUGAUGAUGGUCAGUUUGUGGAUUACAGUCAGAGAAACAAGUGGGGAUUAAACUGGAAUGGUAACCCAAAUGAAGCAAUGGAGGAGGAGGAAGAAGUCGCCGGGGUUGAGCAGGUCGGAGGAGAAGAUGUCGCUGAAAUGAGUGAGGGCUCUGAAGAUGAUGAUGUACCUGUGAAUAAUGCAGCAGCAAGCAAUUACGACAGAGAAUCAGAAGAUUACAGCAGCAGCAGCAGCGAUUCAUAA